GAAUUCUGUUUUCUCCACUUCGACAACUCCCGCAGCUUCGUGCCCAGCAUCUGCGGCUCUCCACAGUACUCCCCGCGCCCCGGACUCCACUCGCUCCAGACUCCUCGCGCCCCGGGCUCCCCGGGCUCCUCGCGCCCCGGGCUCCCGGCACCCCGGACUCACCGAGUUGCAGGCUUUCAGAACUACAGACUUCCAGAGCCAUGGACUUCAACCCGAGAGUCCCGAUGGGGCAAAUCAACCACACUUUCCCCCCCAACUAUGAGCUACUCUCUGAGGAUUCAGAACCUCGGACGCCUGGGCAGGAUGCGGCCUCCACUAUAAUCAAUGUCCACUCCUAUGGCCCUCCCCCCCAGGAUUUCUUUGUCUGGUCCGUGUUCAACACCUUGUACAUGAACUUUUGCUGUCUGGGUCUUAUGGCGCUGAUCUUUUCAGUAAAGGCCAGGGAUCGGAAGGUGGUGGGUGAUCUGAAUGGGGCCCGGAGCUACGGCUCCACCGCCAAGUGUCUCAACAUUUUCGCCCUGGUUUUCUCUCUUCUGUUGGUCGCUGUGCUCAUCGGCCUGAUGGUCACGGGCAUCAUCAUAAUUAGGCAGGAGGCUCUGAGCCAGAACAGCAUUUACAUACCCAAUCUCUAUCCAGGCAACUAACUCACCCCAGUUCUGCCCUGUCUCUAACCCCAGGGUUUAGCUCUGUCUCUUCCCGCCUCCCCCCAUCUUGUGGCUUCUCUUCAUGCUGGGAGUGGUCUCCCUCAGAUUCCCUCCCCCACCUCCCUGUAGCCAAUAAACGGCUUUGUUUUUA
Molecule: messenger RNA, 795 nt
Organism: Dromiciops gliroides (monito del monte)
Lineage: Eukaryota; Metazoa; Chordata; Mammalia; Microbiotheria; Microbiotheriidae
Product: dispanin subfamily A member 2b-like
Exons: 2
Coding region: 201-644 (147 amino acids)
Biological process (GO): response to interferon-beta; negative regulation of viral genome replication; host-mediated suppression of symbiont invasion
Cellular component (GO): plasma membrane
Source: RefSeq, a predicted model, not a curated record